Messenger RNA from Podospora pseudopauciseta, 876 nucleotides. RefSeq lists its product as uncharacterized. The coding region runs from base 556 to 876 and encodes 106 amino acids. NCBI's taxonomy places the organism in Eukaryota, Fungi, Ascomycota, Sordariomycetes, Sordariales, Podosporaceae. The transcript has 3 exons. The record is from RefSeq and is a predicted model, not a curated record.
CAACAGCAUAAGACACACAAACAUCAUGAUUCCCACCGCCACCCACUUCAUUUCACUCUGCGAUGCCAUGAUCGAGAACCACACUGACCAACAAGCCGAGUCAGAGCGCAAGGCUGAAGAGAAUCGAGAGGAUCCGGUGAGAUUGAACGGCUUAUCAGAAGACAACUCAAUCUCGAGCCGAUACCCAGAAGGGACAGAGAAUAUGAGAGCAAUGCCCUCUACCACUGGGGUGAACGCAUAAAGUGGAGUGUCAUAUGGGGUGAUCUCGAUCCAGGGUAUUGGAGCUCAUCUCAGCUAUUUCUGGGGGAAGCCAAAUAAUUAAAAGAAAUUAAAAAAAUUAUUUAUCCGUAUGCCGUUGUGGUGUCAAGGUGGGAUAUAUUGGAGAUGUGGUGUGGGUGGUAGUAACCCGAAGACGGCUACUUGCAUGAAGCCAUCCCCAACUUCACCGGAAUGUACCUACACAAAAGAAAACCUCUCUCUAUUUAGUAUCAGACCUAUUGAAAACAUGGCCAAUCUAACAACCACUGUCAACAAAACACAUAGCAUCACGUCAAAAUGCUCACCCCCAGCCAAUUCAACGCCCUCUGCGACGCCAUGAUCGAAUACCACACCGACCAAGAAGCCAUAUCCGAGCGCAAAGCCGACGAGUUACGGCAAACAUUGUGGAACUGGGCCCCUAUUGGAACAAUGAGGUCGCAAGACCUACCCGACUAUCCCUUGCUCAUCUGGAAACCCGCGCUAGAGCAACAGCAUCUUCGUAGAGACUCAGAAUAUGACAACGACGCUCUUGACCACUGGGCCGAGCUCACAAAGUGGAGAAUCUUGCAGCAAGAACUCCCACCGAACCACUGGGAACACACUUCGAGAUGUGGAUGA